AUGUCUACAGCCGCAGCUAAGGUACAGCGAGUCGAGGCUUCUGCGGGCCGUGACGCCGUGCUCAAUGCCCUCCGUGAAGAUGGCGUGGUCAUCAUCAAGAGCCUGUUCACGAGUGACCAAGUCCGGCGCCUAAAUGAAGACGUGCAGCCUGCUAUGGAUAAGCUCGGAGUGGGCUCCAAGCAUACGGAAGCAACGAUAAAGGAGUUUUAUGGCGACAACACAAAGCGAUUGAUUAACGUGAUCACGCUAAGCAAGACCUUUCGUGAGGAGAUCAUAGAGAACAACUUGAUUCAUCAACUGUGCGAAGAGAUAUACCUGGAGGACGCUGGCGGCUACUGGAUGAACACUGCCCAAGUCAUCGAUAUCGGUCCGGGCAGCAAGGCUCAGCCUCUGCAUCGCGAUCAAUGGCAAUUCCCAAUCUUCACUUACUGCGGGCCCAACGCGCCCGAGGCCAGUAUCAACUUCGUCGUGGCGUUGAGUAAAUUCACCGACGAGAACGGCGCGACCAGAGUCAUUCCCGGGAGCCACAAGUGGACUGACUUCAAGGAAAACGGAUCCCCAGAAGAUACCGUCCCGGCCGAAAUGGAGAUCGGCGACGCCUGUUUCAUCACCGGAAAGGUCGUGCAUGGAGGUGGUGCGAAUACGACCAAGGACCUCACCCGAAGGGGUAUCGCCAUGGUUUUCCAAUGCUCCUACCUAACCCCAGAAGAAGCACAUCCCUUUCUCGUCGAAAAAGAGCUUGCGAAAACUCUCACGCCGCGCGCCCAGCGCAUGAUUGGGUUCCGAUCACAAUUUCUGAAGGACAGCCCUGGGGUAUGGAAGUGUGACUACGGCGAG
This is a messenger RNA of Truncatella angustata, 837 nucleotides long. RefSeq lists its product as uncharacterized. The annotation marks the transcript as partial. The record is from RefSeq and is a predicted model, not a curated record. Lineage: Eukaryota; Fungi; Ascomycota; Sordariomycetes; Amphisphaeriales; Sporocadaceae. The transcript has a single exon.